Molecule: messenger RNA, 3407 nt
Organism: Apaloderma vittatum (bar-tailed trogon)
Lineage: Eukaryota; Metazoa; Chordata; Aves; Trogoniformes; Trogonidae
Gene: LPIN2
Product: lipin 2
Exons: 20
Coding region: 208-2961 (917 amino acids)
Biological process (GO): cellular response to insulin stimulus; positive regulation of transcription by RNA polymerase II; triglyceride biosynthetic process
Cellular component (GO): nucleus; cytosol; endoplasmic reticulum membrane
Molecular function (GO): phosphatidate phosphatase activity; transcription coactivator activity
Source: RefSeq, a predicted model, not a curated record
UUUCUGUGUGAGCUUUCUUAAAGAACCGCUUCCUUUUUAAUCAUAACACUGCGUGGGAAAGUGUCGCAAACAUUCUUCUCUGAGAGACCAGAAGAUUUACAUAGUUUGCUUCUGUGGAAAGAGAAGAAAUGCUGAUAAAACAUUCUAUUAUGGCUGUAAGCUUUGUGUUUACCUGUACUGUGUAAAGUUAGUUUCCUGCUUUCUGAGAUGCAUUUCUCAGAAAAGGAUGGUUUCGAAGAUGACUUCAGUAGAAGUGUUGUUGCUGCCCAUGAAAGGGUUCCUUCUGGAAUCUUGUCUCAGACUAUGAACUACGUAGGACAACUUGCGGGACAAGUACUGGUUACUGUGAAGGAACUGUACAAAGGCAUUAAUCAGGCAACUCUUUCAGGAUGCAUUGAUGUCAUUGUGGUCCGGCAACAGGAUGGUACAUACCAGUGUUCUCCUUUUCAUGUCCGAUUUGGAAAGCUUGGUGUAUUACGCUCUAAAGAAAAAGUGAUUGAUAUAGAAAUUAAUGGUGAUGCUGUUGAUCUGCAUAUGAAACUGGGUGACAAUGGAGAAGCUUUCUUCGUACAAGAAACCGAGGAGGAAAAUGAAAAAGUUCCUGCAUAUUUGGCAACAUCUCCAAUACCCACCGAAGACCAGUUUUUUAAAGACACUGACAAUCAUCUGAAAUCGGGUGAAAAUGAGAGGACAUGUGCGAACUCAGAAAUUCCACACUCUGUGGAAACAGAGACUGUUUUCACCCCUGGUUCUGUGAAAAAGAAAAAAAGAAGAAGAAAGAAAUACAAACAAGAUAGCAGGAAGGAAGAUCAGAUCUCUUCUACUGGGACGGAAGAGAUUUUUGAAAUGGAAAUAAGCUCAGAUGAUGAAAAAAGUGUUCAGCCCCUAAGAGGAUCCUCAAAUUCAUCACCAAAGGGUGAAGAACAGAAAGAAUCUUUACUUUAUCACUCAAAGGACCAUUACCCCUUAUCUGAUGGAGACUGGUCCCCCCUGGAGAACCCUUUUUCUGAGACAGUCUGCCCUAAAAGUGAUUCAGAACUAGAAGUUAAACCUGCUGAGAGCUUGCUCAGAUCUGAAUCUCACAUGGAAUGGACAUGGGGAGGAUUCCCAGAAUCAACGAAGAUAAGCAAGAAACUAGAACAUCCCAGGACAGCUACCAUUACUCCAUCAGAGAAGACCCAUUUUAGGGUCAUCCUCAGCUCUGAUGAAGUUGAAGAUGAUGAUGAUGUGAAAGAUUCUGUCUGUACAGUACUGAAACCUGAGCCACGAACUCAUCCUCUGCUUAAGCAGAUGGAUUCCAAAGAUUCUCUUGCUUCUGCAAUCAUAGAACCUCAAGAUCCGUUGCCAUUAGAUGCUGAUCAUCAUUCCAGACUGUUAGUCGACCCUUUACCAGAAACAAAGCCGAUAGCAAAAACUGACUCUCCUUCAAAAAAGAAAGGGGUGCACAAGAGAAGUCAUCAUCAGGGGUCUGACGGUAUUUACUUGGAGGACCUAAAGGCUUUGGAACCUGAAGUUGCAGCACUUUACUUUCCCAAAAGUGAUUCUGAUCCAGGCUUCAGGCAAUGGACCGAGUCAGAUACCCUUUCCGGUUCCCAGUCACCUCAGUCAGUAGGAAGUGCUGCUGCCGAUAGUGGUACAGAGUGCAUGUCUGAUUCUGCUAUGGAUUUGCCUGAUGUCACACUGUCUCUUUGUGGAGGUCUUAAUGAAAAUGGAGAGAUUUCUAAAGAAAAAUUCAUGGAACAUAUUAUUACUUAUCAUGAGUUUGCAGAAAACCCGGGACUCAUAGACAAUCCUAACUUGGUAAUAAGGAUUUACAACAGAUACUAUAACUGGGCGUUGGCUGCUCCAAUGAUUCUGAGUUUGCAGGUGUUUCAGAAGAGUUUGCCUAAGGCUACUGUUGAGUCUUGGGUCAAAGAGAAGAUGCCAAAGAAGUCUGGAAGGUGGUGGUUCUGGCGCAAGAGAGAAAGCAUGACUAAACAGAUACCAGAGACAAAAGAAGGAAAACCUGAGACACAAAGAGCAAAUGAACUGCCAGCAACUAUAAAAGAGCAAGUUAAUAGUAGACCUCCAGAAGAUGAUUCUUCUAGUGAUGAAGCAUCCCAGGAGUUGAAGGAAUCCCUGAAAAUAGACCCUGCCCCAGUGGAGCAUCCAACCCAUGGGAACAUUCCAUCCUACAAGAAGUCACUUAGACUGUCUUCGGACCAAAUAGCAAAGUUGAAGCUCAGAGAUGGCCCAAAUGAUGUUGUAUUUAGUAUUACGACCCAGUAUCAGGGGACUUGCCGUUGUGCAGGAACAAUAUAUCUCUGGAACUGGAAUGAUAAAAUCAUCAUAUCAGACAUUGAUGGAACAAUAACCAAGUCUGAUGCUUUAGGGCACAUCCUUCCUCAGCUUGGCAAGGACUGGACUCAUCAGGGCAUUGCAAAACUUUAUCAUUCCAUAAACGAAAAUGGCUACAAGUUUCUGUACUGUUCUGCCCGUGCCAUUGGGAUGGCAGAUAUGACCAGAGGAUAUCUGCACUGGGUGAAUGACAAAGGAACAAUUCUCCCCAGGGGCCCUCUCAUGUUGUCCCCCAGCAGUUUGUUUUCUGCCUUGCAUAGGGAAGUAAUAGAAAAGAAGCCUGAAAAGUUCAAAAUCGAGUGUUUGAACGAUAUCAAGAAUUUGUUUGCUCCCAGUAAACAGCCUUUCUAUGCUGCUUUUGGAAACAGGCCCAAUGAUGUAUAUGCCUACAGGCAAGUUGGAGUUCCAGACUGCAGAAUAUUUACUGUGAAUCCAAAGGGUGAACUGAUCCAAGAACGUACCAAGGGAAACAAAUCUUCGUAUUACAGACUAAGUGAGCUUGUGGAACAUGUAUUCCCAUUGCUUAAUAAAGAACAGAGUUCUGCAUUUCCAUGCCCAGAAUUCAGCUCCUUUUGCUAUUGGAGAGAGCCUCUUCCUGACCUAAACAUGGAUGACCUGGCCUGAAAAACACUUCUCACCUAGAGACGGAAUUUCAUAUUCAGCUACUCAACUUCAGUUUAAAUGUGAAGAACUUUCUUAAUGAAGAUGCUAAUUUAUAUACUGGUACCGUAAGUCUUAGUAACGAAUCACUUUAACUCCGUUGGUUUAAAAUAAAGAAGAUGCAAAGCUACUGUCUUUUUUUGUGUGUGUGCAGGGUUUGUUUGGGUUUUUUUGUUUAUUUGUUUCUUUAUUGCUUGUCUUAGUAUAUCUGUUUUAAGGCACUUGACAUUGGCCUGUCACUGAUGGUCAUGGUACCCAAGUGCUUCAGGGCAACUAAAUGCUGAGGUAAAAUAUGACUUUGCAUUUUCAUCAGUACAGAUCUUACUGUAAACAUAGUUUGUUGGGGUUUUCUUUGUAUUAGUCUAAAUAGUAUAUUUUCUAAAAUGAAGCCAAAAAGUGUAUGGAAACUG